AUGGACUGUGACGUAGAACCUUCGGUGGACCCGCUUGCGUGGCUCGUGGAAGACCCGCCGCCAAAGUCAGAAACUGUGUUUACCAAACAAACGCUUCUAAAUUCACCGAUAAUCCUCAAGUUCUACCCAAACUUCAAAGUCGAUACUCACAAACCAUGGACAGGCCUACCGUCUCGAAGCAUCAACGACGAGCGUGAACAGCUGCUACAUCCACCCGAAGCAGAUUCGUACUUUGGCGAUGAUAUGAGUGAAGAUGAUGAUGAUGGACUUUUAUGGAAAACUGAAGAGAAACUGGAAAGUCCUGAAGUAACCAGGGUUACUAAGUUUUCGUUGGUUGAUGUUAUCGUCAAAUUGGGAUCUCUUAACGUAAAUGGCAUUGAAUUUCCGUUUCCAGCUGCUCUACGAGACGUUGCUCUUAUUCCUGGUUCUGAAGAUUCCGACGAUUCCUUACUUGUUUCCCUAAAACUGGGCUACCUACUCCUAGUUCGUCUUUACUACAUGCCCAAGAACUACCUGGACUCGAGCUUUUCCCAUAAAAACGCUUUUGACGAAAAACACUAUGUCUUUAAACCCUUCAUUGUUCAGUGGUGGGAAACCAGCAUGAACACAGAGUUUCUUCUUGAUAUGGACACUUCAGGUGCUAUUUUAUGUGCCCAGGAUUCAGGCCUAGCGGUUGUUUCGGCCCUGGCUUCGAAUGUAUUCAGAAUCUACAUGUGCAACCAUACAGAGCUCGGCGUGGAGCUUCUGCCCCAUUACAAUGUGCCUCUAGAAGGCACCAUUUUGCAUGUCUGUUUUGUCAAUUCGUCUGCCCAGGCCACAGAAGAGAACCUUCUACAGCUUCUUACGCUUUCUUAUAGUCCUCUGAACCGACUAGAGCUCAAUUUGUUCCAGUGGUACGUUUCAGAGUCGUUUUCCGAAGGUUCCAGAAGACUGACGCUUCCACUUACGCCUUUGUUUAGUCUCCCGAUAUUUGUGGUUCCUUUAGCAAGAAACUCCAGUUUUUUGUUCAUUUGUCCUACUGAACUUAUUAUUGUCACUAUGCAUAACAUUAUUCUGGCUGACUACUGUUUUAGCAGGUUUAUCUACACUGGCUCGUUUCCUACAUCGUUUGCAUUCCCAGAAACGCAGCCUGACGAUACUUCCAUAGACGAAGUGUACUUGGCUUCAGAUUCUGGCGUCAUAUACUCAGUUCUUGUUUCUGAAAACAACGCCAGUCUUACUUAUAAACCCAUUUUGCGUGUGGCCGAUGCAAUCACCACCUUUACGUUGAAAACAACCUCAAACGGCCACAUUCUUCAAUAUUCUAACGACGCUGGUGGAGCUAGACAAUUGCAUAUUCCAGAACUUCUUCCUGAGACUGAUUCCGAUAAGAUUCCGUACUCAGAGGCUCUGCAGCUUCAAGACUACAAAAACUGGGCUCCUUUGGUUGACAUUUGCAUUAUAGACGCUUACAAAACACGAACACAGGUACCUUAUGCUUCCCAGGAGCUCUGGGCUGUUUCUGGCGCUGGAAAACGCAGCAAACUUGCCAAUUUGAGUGUGGCCUACCCUUUGCGAAAAGACUGUAAGUCUUACGAUGCUCUCAGAAAGACAGAACGGUUGUUUCACCUUAAACUACUUGAUUCUAGACAGCUCGUGUUUGCAUCUUUACCGUUUGAAACAAGGCUUCUAGAGCUCGAACAUGAAGAGUACAGUGACGGAUCUGGUCUGAGCGAGACGCCGGAAGACCAGUUUACUGCCAUUGAGUCCCCUGCUAUCGUUACAGAAGAACCCACUUUGUUCGUGGACAUGAUGACAACUUCAGAUGGAAUGCCGCUUUUGCUUCAAAUUACGUCUUCCUUUGUGGCAUUCACCGAUUUGGAGCAGUGCAAUAAAUCUGCCUUAAACGGGAAAUCCAUUCUUCAUGUUUCUUCUGCUGCUGGCUUUUUAUUCAUGGUUGUUGAACAAGCCAAGGCUUUAUCUCUAGAAGUCGUCGAAGUGUCCACUCCAAACUUCAACGACGACUUUGAACCGCUGGCAUGCAUGGAAACAGUCUUCUCUUUGCCUUUACACUUCGAUAUCAGUGCAAUUCAAGCUGUGGAAAUCGAAAACGGGACAGGUUUGCUCUUUUUGGGCACUUACGAAGAAACCACCGUCAUCUGGCCUUUCACUACCGACGGAGGGUUCCUCCAAGACAAACAAAUCACCAUCAACCUCGGCGAACAAGCUACUUACAAAGAUAAGUUCCCCAGAGACUUGCUCAUUCCCAGUGCUUUCCUCUGGAGAAGCAACAAGAACGAGUUGAUGGUGGGAACGUUCACUGGGUACUGUUUACGAUUUGAAAUCAGCAAUAACGGCACCACCACGCUAAUUCAAGAUCUUCGCCUUGGUACGACGCCAAUUACGUUUACUCAGCUUGACCAGAACGUUGUUCUCGUGGCGCUUCGAAACCUCUGGCUCUUUGACUUUGAAGAGUCCAGUUUCCCUACGAAAGCAGCGUUUGACGAGAAAAUCAGCCAUUCGAUUACCCUGGUAGCUCAUAUGGGCCUGGAAGAGCCCAGUCGCCAUAAGCUUGCGUUGGUAAGAGACGACGGGGUCACCACAGCCUCACUUUUCUGCCAUAAAGGGCCUUUAGUAAGGCAAAUCACUAUUGGCGAAGCUGCCAAGAAGCUCAUUUACCUUGAAAACAUCAACGUUUUCGUUCUUUUGUGUAAAUCCAAGGAUCCACAGAGCAGGCUUCGUUUUAGCGAUCGAAAGACCGUCAGAAUGCUUCCCAGCGUUGAGCUCGAUACGAAACUGGGCGAACAACGAGAUACGGCUAUUUUUGACGCUACAGAGGUCCCAGUUUGUGCUUUUCUCUGGCACGUUGAACGAAACGACCGAAUCUCGAAAAAACUCAUUGUGGGUUGUUCCAACGGCAGCAAAGGGUCGGUGAAAAUCCUCGAUUACUGCAAAUUCCCCAUUGGAACGAGUUCCUCGUCGGUUGGCAUCAAAAUCACCGAAUUAUACUCCAUUCCUCGAGACGAGCCUGUUACUUGCAUUGAGCAAAUCGGUCUGACCAUCUUUUUCGCUUCUGGAGAAAGCAUUUUCACCACAUCCUACCUUCUUUCAGACCGAAAACUACGUCCUGUCAACACCAUCAAGACGCUCAACAGCGGCAUUGCCUCCAUGACUUCAGAAAACGCCGCUGGCGAACGCAGACUCAUUGUGAGUACGAAAAUGGACUCUGUUUUCGAGUUUGAGUACGUUCCAGGCGAUUCUUCCGAAAACGAAGAACUCCAGCUCGUCAAAAACGAUAAACUGUCCAGGUCGCUAGCCAACCACGUCAAAAUCGACGAAUCUAUCUUUGUUGCCGAUAAGCUUCAUUCGACCAUCCAUGAAUUAACUGGUUCUGGCGAAAGCCAAAGAAGAGGCAUCUAUAAAACCCAGCUGAUUCCCAGACUCUUCAGAACACUGGCAAAAGGCCCCUGGGUCGACGAAAACGAACAUUUCCAUAUGGUAAGCGUUGGCGUUGCUGGAGAAGUUAUUGCUUUUGAUAGACUUGAAGUUGGAAGUGAAGAGUUGGUGCAAAUCCGUGAAAAGCUUGUUGAAGAAGGAAAGAUCCCGCUGGGGGCCAGUAUUGACGAUUUAUACGAACGACUUGAACGUCCGUUCAAUACGAAACUCACUGGGAAAGCGUUCCAGGCGAUAUAUAAGCCUUUCUUUGGGAACGGCAUCACCAAGGGCCUUAUAGACUACGACGUGGACGACUUGAAGAGACUGAGCUCGUCGAGCAUUGCUCUUUGA
This is a messenger RNA of Candidozyma haemuli, 3765 nucleotides long. RefSeq lists its product as uncharacterized. The record is from RefSeq and is a predicted model, not a curated record. Lineage: Eukaryota; Fungi; Ascomycota; Pichiomycetes; Serinales; Metschnikowiaceae. The transcript has a single exon. The coding region runs from base 1 to 3765 and encodes 1254 amino acids. Gene Ontology annotation, molecular function: protein binding.